Messenger RNA from Aspergillus puulaauensis, 315 nucleotides. RefSeq lists its product as uncharacterized. The transcript is spliced from 2 exons. NCBI's taxonomy places the organism in Eukaryota, Fungi, Ascomycota, Eurotiomycetes, Eurotiales, Aspergillaceae. Bases 1 to 315 code for a protein of 104 amino acids. The record is from RefSeq and is a predicted model, not a curated record.
AUGCGUAUCGAGGCCGGUUUUGAGAUGAGACACUGCGAAUUCAUCCCGAGUCGCACAGAGAGUUCAAUGCAACAUACCGCAAAAUGUGGACAGCUGAAACCAAGACACAGCGAAAUUCUGUGGUCGCUACAGGCUGAAGCACACUGCACCGAGAUGGCGAAGAACCAAGAGGAUGGAACUGGCCUUGUAGCCUUGAGGCCUUAUAGCCUGAUUGGCUCAGAGCCGUUGGGUCACGUGAACGUUACUGCAAUCGCGUCCCGUCGUCAUCCAAGUCCGACAGCUCCCAACAAGUCCCCUAAAUCUGCCAAACCAUAA